AUGAUGUCUUCGCAAAUUUUAGUGUCUCGCCCUUAUUUUGACACGCGGGUAGCGGCGCAGAAUGGCUCACAGCCGCCGGUCACAAACCCGGAGACCGCCGUUAAAGAAAGCGUGUACGCGGGUACAUCCGCCGGUCUGGCCACGGCGGGCUACCGGAGCGCCAAAUACACCCCUGAGGAGUGGCUCGCCAAUAACUCUGCUCUGUUAAACCGGUCCGUCGCGGACCGGGAUCACGCGGAGAGGAUUUGCACCGAGUCCAAAGCGCUGAAAGCGGAGACCGACGCCGGGACUUUACGCACGCAGACCGCGGGCACCAAACACCUGGGCAACCGGCUGCAGGACAUCCACCGCUGGAGGUCCGAGCUGGAGCAGCUCAUCGAGCGGCUGGUCGCGGAAACGGACCUGCUGACGGCCUCCAGGCGGCGGCUGGAGAAAGCGCUGGACGCCACGGAGAUUCCCUUCGCCAUCGCCACUGAUAACCUCACCUGCCGAGAGAGACGCUUCGGGCCGGACCUGGUGGAGGACCAGGUGGAAGAAGAACUUCUUAAGGAAGUGGAGCUGAUCAGAAGCAUUCAGGCCUUGCUGAAAAAAACUCUGGAUCAAACUGUGGACCAGAUAAGGCUGAACCGGGAGAUGAAGCAGACUCUUGAGUUAGACUGGUCUGAUAAACAGCAUGCCUACAGUCUGGAUGACCAGUGUGGACGCUUUAACAACAGGAGCACCGACACACAACGGCAUCCCAGCUCAGCCGUGCUGCAGGACCAGGUGUGCGAUGAGGAGGUUUGGCGUAGGUUUACUCGGGAUAACCUGCGUCUGGCGGAGAGAGAGGAGGUGGCGAGCCAGGCCUUGAGGCGGCUGAUUGAGAGAGUCCUGCAGGAGACUUCUGAGGACCUACGGGCACAGUGUGCUGCUGUAGAUCAGGCCUUCAACCAGCGCUGCAUGGAACUGAGCCAAGCCAAAACACAGCUGGAGCUCCACCUGGCUCAGAUUCUAGAGCAGAUUGGGGCUCAGGAGAGGAAUAUCUCAUACCUGCAGCAAGCUGUGUAUGAUAAAGAAGCUCCUCUCAGAGUGGCUCAAUCUAGACUGCAUUACCGAACCUUCAGACCCAACAUGGAGCAGUGCCGAGACCAGCCCCAGCUCAGUUUGUUAGGUGAGGUGUCAGAGCUCAACAGUACAGUAGCAGCCCUACAGCAGCAGCUGUAUGAAGCACGCAAAUCUUUGUCGGACCUGGAAGAAAGCAGACUGUCCCUGGAGAAAGACAUCUCUUGCAAAACAAACUCCCUCCUCAUCGACCGAGAGAAGUGUAUGAUGCACCGCACACGCUACCCUUCUGUCACAGUGCUGUCUGGAUACUGAUACAGUGUCAUAAUAUCCACUUCUGAAGAGCAGG
Messenger RNA from Carassius auratus (goldfish), 1390 nucleotides. Its product is annotated as tektin-4-like. Gene Ontology annotation, biological process: cilium movement involved in cell motility; cilium assembly. Bases 1 to 1356 code for a protein of 451 amino acids. The transcript has 6 exons. The record is from RefSeq and is a predicted model, not a curated record. NCBI's taxonomy places the organism in Eukaryota, Metazoa, Chordata, Actinopteri, Cypriniformes, Cyprinidae. Gene Ontology annotation, cellular component: microtubule cytoskeleton; sperm flagellum; nucleus.